This is a messenger RNA of Strongylus vulgaris, 471 nucleotides long. The record is from the annotation of a GenBank genome assembly. NCBI's taxonomy places the organism in Eukaryota, Metazoa, Nematoda, Chromadorea, Rhabditida, Strongylidae.
GAGAACACUCUUUUAAAGAAAACUGUUGUUCUAGCAAAUGAUCCUUGGAUGGUUCACACUGUAGCUUUACGGCUCUCAUUAGAAAAUAUUUCGACCACGUACAUCACCUGUGAGGAUAGCUUGCUUGAGGUUGAAGAUGCAGUCAGGUUAUGGCGCACAGAGGAACAUCUAGUAAUUAUCGUGGAUUACAAGUCAUUGAGUGAAUUAGAUUACGGAUUUGUGGAGAUGAAGGAUUUUUUGUAUUUUGACGCUAACCCUUGGUGCACCAAAUUUUUGAAUACCCUCUUCUAUUCGAGUCUAUUGAAUGGUAGUGGCUUUGAUGUUAGAGCUCAGGGCUGUGUAGGAGGUCCCAAAGACAUGCCCCUAUCCCCGGCGGUGGCAAUUGAAGGCGCGAGCCCCUGGAUGGGUCUGGCAACAUUCCAAAAGGUGGGUGCGGCUGUAGGGAAAUCCAAACCGUGCGUACAUGAAUGA